AUGACAGUGGUUGCAACACUUAUGGUCAAAGGUUUCUUAGUGGGGAAGAUGAAGAUGAUGCUAGGAACCACUCGAUCUAGGCAGAUACGUCAGCAAUAUCGGUUGCCAUACGCCGGAGUCGCCGAAGACAUUCUCGUGCCAGACGUCAGAGUCGCCAGAGAUGGAGACAUGGCGUAUGAGCGGUGUGCAAUGGUGAAUAACAAUCGAAGCUCUAAUUUUGGUGAUGAGAGUGUGAGUUGA
Messenger RNA from Lactuca virosa, 240 nucleotides. The record is from the annotation of a GenBank genome assembly. Lineage: Eukaryota; Viridiplantae; Streptophyta; Magnoliopsida; Asterales; Asteraceae.